Molecule: messenger RNA, 4083 nt
Organism: Carassius auratus (goldfish)
Lineage: Eukaryota; Metazoa; Chordata; Actinopteri; Cypriniformes; Cyprinidae
Product: cytoplasmic dynein 2 heavy chain 1-like
Exons: 26
Coding region: 250-4083 (1277 amino acids)
Biological process (GO): microtubule-based movement
Cellular component (GO): axonemal dynein complex
Molecular function (GO): dynein intermediate chain binding; dynein light intermediate chain binding
Source: RefSeq, a predicted model, not a curated record
ACCGCCAGUGCGCCACAACAUUCCCUCAAGCGGAGGCUGCAGAUCCACCGACAGAUGAUACGGAUCUGAUAUCGACGAAGCGUUUUAAAGCGUUUCUUCACAACCGACUGCGCUCCGUGUAAGUUAACAGAAGCGCUUAUUUGAUUCUGCAGGAGUAAAGUCCCUUCAUGUGAGACGAAGAGAUGUCGGGUUAGCUUAGCCGCUAGCGCGCUAAUCCUUCAGCACAACUGAUCAAACUCACCGUGAAAGAUGCCCGGGACAGAUGACCCUCGUAAACUCUUCCUCCUGACCACGGCGGGAAACUACUUCAGUCUGGACACACAAGCGUCUCUGUCCAGCUGCCGUCCUCUCGAUAACUUCUUAGAUGAUAGCAAUGAGUUCCUGCUCACCGUCAGCAGAGACACAGACGAGCUGCGCUUCUCCAACAAGCUGGAGAACAUGGACGGCGACGGCAGGGUUCUGCUGUUCUUCAAGCCUCGUCCGUGUGUGGUGAGCGAGGAGAACCUGCACCGAUCCGUCCUGGUGUCCUCCAUGCUGGAGUCUCCCAUCAGCACCCUGUACCAGGCUCUGAAACAGGUCUACGGCCCCGUUCUGCUGCAGGAUGAUAAAUGGAGUCAGUCGUUCGACUCAAAGCUUCAGUCUCUGCUCACGGAUCUUGAGGUCGGGCUGGGCUCUGUGCUCAGACACUCACACCCAAAGGAUUCUGGGGAACGGAGUCAUUCAGAGACGGAUGUGUCGAGUAUCAUGACCCCUCUGGAUGAGUUCGGCUUCUGGGCUGAUGUCAGUCGCUCUGGACAGCAUAGCAGAGACCGAGACAGAGCGGCACACUUCUCUGAACUCUUCACCACCAUUGAGAAGGACUACAGCAAUCUGGACAGUUUCAGUCUGGUGGAGGUACUGGACCUGAUUGAGAGCACCCGUGAGACAGUAGAUGACGUGUGGAAACAGAAUGAGCACGCCCCCUACCCCGAGACACGCAUGGUCCGACUCAUGGAUGUCAUAGGCGGAGCUCUCGGCAGGUUUGUACAAAGGAAGCUGAGCUCCCUGCACUUGUGGGAUGAUCCAUAUUUCACAGUCAGGGAGGGGCUUAAAGGGGGCGUGGCUGCCUGUGAGCAGUGGGUGGCGGUCUGUGAACACCUGACUGGUCAGGUGUGGAAACGCUACUCGCCUCAUCCGUGGAGCGGAGAGAAGCACCGCCCCCAGGGGCUGCAGAGCCUCGCUCAGCGAUUGGAGGAGGUGCUGCAGGUGCGAUCUGUGAGUGAGAAACUGCAGCGUUUAUUAUCCGGAGGGAAGCUGCAGGUUUCACCCGCACGUGUGUAUCAGCCUUUCACAGGGCUCAACCCAAUACACUACAACCCUUAUACUGAGCCCUUAUGGAGAGCUGCAGUGUCUCAGUUUGAUCGACUCAUCGCUCCAGCAGAACAGGAAGCAGCUGGAAAGCUCAAGACCUUCAUAAUAGAUGCACAGGACAGUCCACAGCAGCUGCUGCAGGUGUUUCAGAAACACAGAGAACUGAUCAAACGACCCACAAUCAGCAAAGAACUGCAGCCCGAGAGAGAGACGCUUCUGACACGACUGCUGGACUACAACAAGGGACUGCGGGUGGAUUUUGAGAACCGCUGUCACGGGGCUCCAGGAGAGAAAACCGGUCCUCUAGCGGGACGAAACCUUCCAGAGGUCAUCAACAAUAUUGUGUGGGUCAGACAGCUGCUGCUUAAGGUGGAGGACUCUCUGAAGAUGGCAGACGCGUUGCUCUCCGAUCUGUCUGGGUUUCGGCCGCUGCUCCGUUUCUGUGAUGAGCUUCAGGAGCAGAUGAGAUUGUACGAGCAGGAGCAGUUUGAAGACUGGAGCAGAGAGCUGCUGUCAGGACUGUCUGACCCCAGAUCUGGAAUCAGUCUGCAGGCCAGUAAUCGUGUCAUGGAGUUGGAUCACAUGGACGGUAAACUGAAGAUCCAGUACUCGGACCGGCUGGUGAGUUUACUCCGAGAGGUUCGGCAGCUGUCCGCUCUGGGCUUCAGCAUCCCUGCUAAGAUCCAGCAGGCGGCAAACACCGCCGACAAGUUCUACAGACAGGCCAUCAUCCUCAAACAGGUGGCUCAUUUCUACAACACCAUCGAUCAGCAGAUGAUCCCUUCUCAACGACCCAUGAUGCUCGGCUGUGCUCUGGCCUUUGAACAGGUCAUCAAGAAUCCGCGCUCUCAAUCCCGUGACGAAGGCGGGAAACUCCAGAUCACGUGGGAGAAUCCUAAAGAGCUGGAGAAGUACAUCAGUAAACUGCAGAGCGCCGCGGAGAGACUCUCCACAGAGAACCGCAAACUCAGGAAGUGGCACACCGACUUCACAGACAAGGUGGUGAGUCUGAUGGGAGUGGAUCUCUUGCGUCAGCAGCAGAGGUGGAAAGAUGCUCUUCAGGAUCUCAGGACUGGAUUCGCCACACUAGAGUCUCAGGGGUUCCGUGCAGGAGACAUGAGGGCCUGGCGGCAGCACUGGAACCAUCAGCUGUAUAAAGCUCUGGAGCAUCAGUAUCAGGUGGGACUGGAAGCCCUCAACAAGAACCUGCCGGAGAUCAACAUCGACCUAACAUUUAACAUGGUGUGUUUCUCCAGGCAGGGGCGGCUGCAGUUCCGUCCAGCGUUUGAGGAGGUCAGAGCAAAGUACUACCGCGAGAUGAAAAGGUUCAUCUGCAUCCCGAACCAGUUUAAGGGCGUGAGCGAGACGGGAGAGGAGCCCAUAUUCACCUGCAUGAUCGAACGCAACGCCAGCGGCUUCCUGACCAUCUUCAGCAAAGCCGAACACCUCUUCAGUCGACUCACACACGUGCUGGACAAGUUUCAGGACUGGGUGGUUCUGGGGCAGGUGGAUGUGGAUGUUCUGGUGGAGAAACACCUUCACAGCGUCCAGGACUGGGAGAGGAACUUCAGAGCUCUCAAAGCCAAAGGAAAAGAAGCCGAGCGGCUGCCCAGCACAGAGAAGGUGGACUGCAUCACGGUGAACUGUGAACCUGUCCGAGGGGCUGUGGACGACCUCAUCCAGAGGCUGUUUGACGCUCUGCUGACGUCCCUGAGGAGAUCCAUCCAGGGUCACAUUCAGGUCAUAGACUCUUUCUUAAGCAGUUCGAUGGAGACGUUAUCCUCACGUCCUGAGAGCAUCGAUGAGAUCGGAGAGGCCAAUGCCAAACAUGGCCAGUUACAGACCCAGAAACCCCAGAUACUGCCUCAGUUCCAGCAGGCGGAGGAGAAGAACAGGCUGCUGCGCUCCGUGGCGGGUGGAGGACUGGACUCCAUCAGCUCCCUGAGAGCCAGAUGGGACAAGUUUGAGCUCAUGAUGGAGAGUCAUCAGCUCAUGAUUAAAGAACAGGUGGAGGUGAUGAAGGGGAACGUGGAGUCUCGGGUGCAGGUUUACCUCCAGGACCUGCAGAAGUUCAGAGCUCGCUGGGACCAGCUCAAACCGGGGCAUGACAUCAUCGAGUCAGGUGACCAUGAGACUCUACAGCGCUGCGUCCAGAACAUCCACGACAGACGAGCCGAGUUCAGCGAGCUGGAGAACACGCGCAAGAAACUCAUGGAGGACUGCGAACACUUUAACCUGAGCCCUCCUGACGUGUCUCUGGCGACCGACACGCUGCGGGAUCUGCAGGAGUGUUCAGAGAUGUGGGAACUUUACGAGCAGUUUCAGCAGGGACUGGAUGAACACGCAGAGCAGGACUGGAUCUCCUUCAGGAGUAAGACGCACAUGUUCGAGGAGUUUCUGUUCGCGUGGCACGAGCGUCUGAGGAAGCUGCAGGAGCACAGCAGCAUGUCUGUCAAACUGCAGAAGGAAGUGGACAGAUACAAGGCCGUGGUUCCAGUGUUGAAGUACGUGCGAGGAGAGCAGCUCUCUCAGGAACACUGGCUGGAUCUGUUCCGGCUCGUCUCUCUGCCCAGAGGAACCACACUCGAGAGACUGCAGUUCAGAGACCUGCUGAGAGUCACCGACAACAUCAUCGACAGAGCCCUGGAGCUCAAGGUGCACACACACACACACACACACACACACACACACACACACACACACUCGAGAGACUGCAGUUCAGAGACCUGCUGA